AUGGAGACUUCGUUUAACAUUCAAUAUGAUUGUAUAAAUUUGUCAUUGCUUGAUUACAAUUUACUAAUAUCUCCGUGUAAAACUUUUUUGAGUGAUUCUAAGUCACUACCUAACGAACUUUACCUCAUAGACAUUGACAACGAAACCCAUAACGAAAUUCAAGAGGAAAUAUUUACUAUCGACGAAGUCAAGAUUGCUGGUUAUCAAUCUGAAGACAGCUCGUAUAUUGAAUUCUAA
This is a messenger RNA of Yamadazyma jaroonii, 237 nucleotides long. NCBI's taxonomy places the organism in Eukaryota, Fungi, Ascomycota, Pichiomycetes, Serinales, Debaryomycetaceae. The record is from the annotation of a GenBank genome assembly.